AUGACUCAAAAGGUCAAACUGCCAAUCACCGAAUACGUCGAUACGGAGGAGCGUUAUUGUUAUGGCAUAUCUUCAGAUAAUGAAAGGGAUGCUUUUCUGAAUGAGGCCAAAUCUGGGAAAACUGUACCCCAAUCCGGCUUGGUAGGCAAAACCGGUAAAUUAAUCGGAGCCAUUGGUUCGAGUAUUUGGUCUAGUGCCACCGGAGCCGUCUCACUUGGCGUUGAUGCCGUGUGCACAGGCGUCUCCGCCGGCAGUUCUGUUGUCUCUGGCGUGAUAAGUUACCUCCCAUUCCCCCGACGUGCCGCACCGACAGAUGAGCCGUCGCAGUCCCAAGAAGUUGUUGCUGAACAAAAGCCUAACACGCCCCCGCCGGCUAAGUCAGGAAUCCUCUCGAAAGUACUCCUUCGAGGCCCUACUAAGGACAAAGCUGACUGA
Echinococcus granulosus is the source of this 435-nucleotide messenger RNA. RefSeq lists its product as hypothetical. Bases 1 to 435 code for a protein of 144 amino acids. The record is from RefSeq and is a predicted model, not a curated record. The transcript is spliced from 2 exons. Lineage: Eukaryota; Metazoa; Platyhelminthes; Cestoda; Cyclophyllidea; Taeniidae.